Messenger RNA from Xiphophorus hellerii (green swordtail), 4382 nucleotides. RefSeq names its product sialoadhesin-like. Gene Ontology annotation, molecular function: transmembrane signaling receptor activity. Gene Ontology annotation, biological process: cell surface receptor signaling pathway; immune response. The record is from RefSeq and is a predicted model, not a curated record. Bases 1338 to 3050 code for a protein of 570 amino acids. The transcript has 13 exons. NCBI's taxonomy places the organism in Eukaryota, Metazoa, Chordata, Actinopteri, Cyprinodontiformes, Poeciliidae. Gene Ontology annotation, cellular component: external side of plasma membrane.
UGAAUAUAAUUGAUAAAAUGAGCACUAAAACACACCAUAGGUCUCACCUUGUUAACUAGUGAAUCAGGUAUUAAACAACCAAAGCUGUGACCAUCUGACUCUGUCCAGACUAAUCAGGCCUCAUCAGCUCCACACUGACCGUCACUAAGCUUUAGCACUAAAAUAGAUGGACUGAUGGAUACAUCCUGAACAUAACGUCAAUAUAUUUUAUAAAAUGUUCAUUUACCUUUACCUGACACAUUAACCACAGAGUGUUGCAUGAUAUUUUGUUUAAUUUCUAACAUGAGUGACACAAAUUAGCAUGCUCUUUAUUUCUUGACCCAGGACGACAAAUAAAGACAUUCAAAUGCCCGACUCAUCCCAUAAUCCUUUGCACCUCAUGUCUUAAAGCUAAAAUGGCGUUUUAACACAUGGUUCUACAUGUUAUACACCAGAUCAGCCAUCUUUUAUUCACAGACCUUGUUCCAGGAAACACGUACAACUGAUUAUCUGAUAUGACCGCCAUUUUAACACUUAACGUCCACUUCCGUUCCUACACACAAACACACCCACACAAAAUGUGAUUAGAAAUAUGCUGAUAAGUUUCCAUGGUGAUGCUCUGUGAGAUGCAUGUUCCCCUAUUGUUCUUAGAAUUGUUGCUGGGCAGCAAAAUGACCCUGAGUUUAAGUCUUACCCAGAAAGGUUUCUGUAUGAUGUAGUUUCUCUCACAACUUCCUCAAAAUAUCCACAAGUAUGCACAGUAUCUGUACAGCAAGCUGUUAUUGUUCAUUGAGCAAAUGUUAUUUAUGAGGCUGUUCUGUUCUGGUGGUGGUGACCUGCAGCCUAUAACAGGUAAGAGGGUAAAACCAGACAGGAUGGUGCUCAGCAGAUGAAGGUCAUUCAGUGGCAGAAAGUCAAAGUUACUGUUUUAAUAUUUCUCUCUCUGUGUAAAGUUCACACAUCAAAACAGGAGAAUAUUAAAGAUGAGAAUGAGCAAACUGUUUUUUGCAAACUAUUAUAUAGCAACUCUGUAUGGCAACAUGGAUUCAAAUUUAGUGUUUUUUGUUUAUUUGUAUAUUUUUUUGCAAGCCUGAACAGAAUGUUGUGCAUAAGGUUAAAAUAUCUCUGCAACGGACAGGAAAUACAAACCAGCAUCAAGUGCUGCAGCCUCAGUGGCUGCUGUGGUGUGAAGUUAGUAUGAAAGGGAAGGAAACACAGAGAGGGGAUACUAAGAAGUAGAAGCAUGAAACUUAUUGAUGUCAUAUAUAUUUUAGACUUAACUUCUCCUUUUAUACGAACACAAUUCAAACCAAGCAGAAGCCUUUCAGUUGAGCUGUUCAGCCGUUCUGGAUGCCAGGAUGAAACCUGCUCUGCUCUGCAUGCUGGGCUUUUUCUUGCUCAGUUCUUUGCUUCAUGGACGUGCUGAUGCUGAUAAUCCCAGAGCCACCCUGACACCAGAGAAAACAAUCAUACCAGCAGGGGGCAGUGUUACACUGACCUGCUCUGUUGAAGGAUCUACUGGCUGGAAGUUUGACUGGAUCAGAAAUGGACAAUGGAUGGAUGGAUCCUCCAGAAACACAGAACCAGAUGGAACCAUCAGAGUCUCAGAGGGAGGAAAUUACAGCUGCAGAGGAAGAAGAGGAGACUCAUCUUUUCUAUCAGAAUCCAGUGAAGAGGUCACCAUUCAGGAAACUGAAAUUAAGGCAACUUUGAAAGCAGACAAAUCUACCAUACCACCAGGGGGCAGUGUGACAUUAACCUGUUCUGUGGACAAACCUGCUGAUUUAACAUUUGAGCUCUUCAGAGGAUCUUCAUCCACCUAUCAGACCAGAGUUUCUCCUCGAUCAGAUGUAGUUUUCAGGAUCACAGAAGGAGGAAUUUACACCUGCAUAGGAUUUAAACUUGGGACAAACUUUGUGACAUCUAUGAGUGAUGAAGUCACCAUUUAUAAGAGAGUUUCCAACAGAGUUUCAGUCACUUCACAACCAAACCGAUCUCUGAUAUACAGAGGAGAGAAAGUCACUCUGAGAUGUGAGAUCCAGGAUGAUGGAGAAACUCGGUGGACGUAUGAAUGGAAAACAACCAAUAGAAACUUUCCGUCAUACAGUGAAUAUAUGAUGAUCACAGCUACUGAGGCUGACAGUGGAGAAUACAGCUGUAAGGGUAGAAGAGGCUACGAGUUUGCAGGAUGGAGUGAAGCCAUCAGACUGACAGUGUCAUCUGAUCAACCCAGAGCCACCCUGAAUGCAGAGAAAAGAAUCAUACCAGCAGGGGGCAGUGUUACACUGACCUGCUCUGUUGAAGGAUCUACUGGCUGGGAGUUCAGGUACACAUAUACACAUUAUUCUGUAGUUAUAUCCUUCAAAUACACAGAACCAGAUGGAACCAUCAGAGUCUCAGAGGGAGGAAAUUACAGCUGCAGAGGAAGAAGAGGAGACUCAUCUUUUGAAUCAGAAACCAGUGAAGAGGUCACCAUUCAGAAAACUGAUGAUUAUCGUUAUGGUGUUAUCCUGGUGAGCCCUGUUCAUCCUGUGACUGAAGGAGAUCCUGUUACUCUGAGCUGCAGAGAUAAAAAACAAAAUCUUCUCUCCAAUGUGUUUUUCUAUCAUAAUAAUAAACUCAUCAAUAAUGACGGCAGAGAGGAGCUGAAUAUCUCUGCAGUGUCAAAGUCAGAUGAAGGUUUCUACAAAUGUCAACAUUCAGGAAAAGAGUCACCAAGGAGCUGGAUGUCUGUUAGAGUAACUGUAUCCAGUCCUGUCAGUUCAUUUCCUGUCAUGUUGAUCGUUGGACCAGUUGUUGGAAUCGUUCUCAUUAUUCUCAUUAUUGUCCUUCUCUUGUUGUGGCGCUGCAGACGGUCCAAAGAUUUAAGCAGUAACAGAUUGAAUCAACCAGAGAGCAUCAAUCCAGCCUCAGCUCCAAAUCAUGAAGUGACCCAGAAUGACGGUUCUGUUUACAGUUCUCUGCUUCAUGGUGACACUUCCCUUUAUGAGACAAUCCAACUCAGCAGAGCCUCAGGAAACGCAGAGAAGAUUCAUCAUCCAGCAGAAGAUACUGACUAUGCUAAUUGCUAACCCAGGAAAGAGGAAUGUGAUGGUUGGUUCUCCAUCAGGGCUGGUCCAAGGCAAAGGCAACGCAAACUGAUUGUCUGCUUAGGGCCCGGGGCUGCUAGGGGGCCCUCAAGUGGAAGUGAUUCAUUUUUUUUUUUUUGUUAUUAAUGAUUUCUAUGUGAUUACAUUAACAAAAACACACAAUUUCCUUAUAAAGUUGUGAUUUUUUUUAUACAAUAACAUAUUUGAUAACAACAACAACAACCAUAAUAAUAAUAAUAAUAAUCUACAGUCAAAAAAAUAAAAAUGGCCACAGUGGGUCACGCUUCACCGGUAAUAUGAGCUGCCUGUAAUGUGCAGUGAACCAGUGGAAGAUAAGUUAGCAAAACAAUGGCGCAGAAAGGACUUAGCUUUCAGGGACAAAGGAAAGAAAGAGGAAGAAUAGAAAAAAGUCGAGAUAAAGGUAUGUUUUUAUGUGUCUUGGUAAUGUAAUGUUUAUCAAAAAUAUUUGUGGAGCUACUAAUGGAAAAUUCAACAGCUAAACAUUUAUGCUAGCAUCUUUGUAUUUUUGUGAAACUGAGCAUCAACUUUAAAUGAGUUUAUUGUUGUUGUUGGUCUUAUAUAUUUAUGAGUUGUUGGCCUUUUUCUUUGCUUAUAAACAUUUCGUUCAUUGUCGUUUAACAUUUGAUAACAAUAAUUAAAACUUCCCAAAGUUUGACUUUGUCUAGCAAAAUGCUUUUACAUCAGACUACAUGGCUACUGCAUUGCUCUAUCAAUGAGCUAAUCUUAGCUGUAGUUGGUGAUAUAUUGUUUGCUGCUGCACAUGAUAUUUUAUGUGGCUAAAACAAACAUUAUUUUUACAUCAACUUCUUAAGUAUGAGAAUCUUCUCCAGGAGCUGUUAAAAUCAUUUGAAGGCACAGAAUCAGCCCAGUACUGAUCCACAUUCACAGGCGAGAAAAACUCACCUAGUAUAAAUUUAAUAUCUAGCUAUUGGAAUUAUUAGUAUUUCAAUAAUAUCUAUGUAUGUAUUCCCUCUUAAAUCCUAUGCAUAGUACAUUUAGUUAGUUUUACUACCACUAGCAUAUAGGAUACAAUUUAAAAUGCGCAGCCAGAGAUUAAUAAAUUUAUAGCAGGUGUGCGAAUGAUCUAAUCAUCUGACUAUUGAUUGGAUCAAUCCACAUUAGCAGAAACAAAGCAGGGCUCCAAAACCAAAUUUUGCUUCCAGCCCCAUGGUGGCUUGGGUCAGCCCUGUUCUUCAGCAUACUGCAUCAGAUAAAAGCUGUUAUCUUGUGUAAUCCCAUAUCUUUGUAUGCUUUUAUUACAAUCCUGUGAAUAAAAAUAUUUUCCAAAUAUCA